Molecule: messenger RNA, 444 nt
Organism: Racocetra fulgida
Lineage: Eukaryota; Fungi; Glomeromycota; Glomeromycetes; Diversisporales; Gigasporaceae
Source: the annotation of a GenBank genome assembly
AUGCCUGAAAAAUUGAGUGCAGAGAAAGUAAACGAAGUAUUCAAACAAUUCGAUUUUAAUAAUAAUGGUAUCUUGUCUCUUGCCGAAAUCGAUAAUGCAGUAAUCUAUCUCUACCCACAAUUUUCUGACAAAAAGCCUGUCCUCAUGCGAGCCUACAAAGCUGCCGACACUUCAAAGGACGGAUUUAUUGAACGUGACGAAUUCCCCCGUCUUAUUGAGCUUCUUUAUUAUUACAACGAACUGUACGAUCUUUUCCAGCAACUUGAUAAAAACAAAGAUAAACGUAUCACUUUUGAAGAAUUUAAAAAGGGAUAUAAACUUAUGGGAAUAGGACGCCUUUCAAAUGAUGAAAUUAAGGAAGAAUUCAACAAAAUCGAUACGAAUCAUGGGGGGUAUAUCCUCUUUGAUGAGGUAAAGCUAAUCAUAGUUUUUAGCAAUGAAUAA